GCAGCAGAAAUGGGAAGCCAUCAAGCUAUGGAGCAACUGGCAUCUGAUAUGCUGUUUGGAAAUAAUGGUCCUCAAAAUAUAGAAGCAGCUGUAUCAUUGUAUGAAAUUUUAGCUGAAGAAGGAUCUCAUAAAGGCCAGACGGCAUUAGGUUUCUUGUCUUCAUAUGGAAUAGGAGUGGAAUACAGUCAAUCAAAGGCACUUGUUUACUACACAUUCGCAAGUAAUGGGGGAAAUCUUCUAUCCCAGAUGAUCUUGGGCUAUCGUUACUGGUUAGGAAUCAAUGUUCCAAGGAGCUGUGAAACAGCACUUAUUUAUUACAAGAAAGUUGCAGAUUACAUUGCAACCAAAUUAGAAGAAAAUGAAGAUAUGCCAGUUGAAAAAGUGAAGCUGAUGGAAAGAUCAGAAAAUCUGGGUUUUGAUACAGAAAUCUUGGACUGGGAUGUACAUCAGUACUACAAGUUUUUGGCUGAAAGAGGAGACACACAGAUACAAGUGUAUCUAGGACAGCUGCAUCUCGUUGGAAGGAAAGGACUCGAGAGAGAUCAUGCUAAAGCCUUCUACUAUUUCCUAAAGGCAGCGAAUGCGGGGAAUGCACAUGGUAUGGCAUUCCUGGGAAAGAUGUAUUUAGAAGGAACUGCUACAGUGCCUCAGAGUAACAUUGCAGCUUUCAAGUAUUUCAAAAUGGCGGCAGAGAAGGGCAAUUCCAUUGGACUAUGGGGGCUUGGACGUCUUUAUUUUCAUGGUAAAGGUGUUCCACGCAAUCACAGCGAAGCUUUUAAAUACUUUCAAAAAGCAGCAGAGAAGGGAUUUGCCCAGGCCCAAUUUCAACUGGGCCUUAUGUAUCACAGUGGCUCAGGAGUCAAGAGAGAUUACAAACUUGCCUUCCAAUAUUUUUACUUGGCAUCUCAAAACGGGCAACCCCUUGCUGUUUAUCACUUGGCUCAAAUGUACGCUACGGGAACGGGAGCUUUCAGGUCAUGCCAGAAUGCUGUUGAACUUUACAGAACUGUAUGUGAACUGGGGAGAUGGUCAGAAAAAUUCCUGACAGCACACUUUGCUUACCAGACUGGUAAUGUUGAUUCAUCUUUUCUUCAAUAUGCACUUCUAGCAGAAAUGGGCUAUGAAGUAGCUCAGUGCAAUUCAGCUCACAUUAUGGAAUCUGAAAAUGUUAAAUUUCUCCACCGAGAGCAGAUACAUCCAUUGGCUCUUCUUUUAUGGAAGCGGGCUGCAAAUCAAGGCAAUAUAUUUGCCAGAGUUAAAACGGGAGAUUAUCACUUCUAUGGUUUUGGAAUAAAGAGAGAUUACUUGGCAGCUGCAGUUCAUUACAACCUUGCUGCCAAUCAACAGAGUGCUCAAGCCAUGUUCAAUCUGGCAUAUAUGUAUGAAUAUGGUUUAGGCAUUGCAAAGGAUAUACACUUAGCUAGAAGGUGGUAUGACCUGGCAGCUGAGACAAGCCCAGAUGCUUUCAUCCCAGUGUUCCUAGCAUAUAUAAGACUAGAAGUGAUGCACCUGUUCACAGAUCUUCAGCUUCUCAAGCAAACAGGAAACUGGAAACUGCUAGGCUUGGACCACAUGCUAAGAUUACACUGGGAUCUGAUUGUGAUGAUAGUCAUCGUUUUGUUGCUUAUACUGUUGAUAAGCAGCAGGCAAAAUUAAACAGGAGGGGUAUGAAAGUUC
Lacerta agilis (Sand lizard) is the source of this 1677-nucleotide messenger RNA. It is a transcript of the gene SEL1L2, whose product is annotated as SEL1L2 adaptor subunit of ERAD E3 ligase. The transcript has 16 exons. Gene Ontology annotation, biological process: ERAD pathway. The coding region runs from base 10 to 1656 and encodes 548 amino acids. The record is from RefSeq and is a predicted model, not a curated record. Lineage: Eukaryota; Metazoa; Chordata; Lepidosauria; Squamata; Lacertidae. Gene Ontology annotation, cellular component: endoplasmic reticulum membrane. Gene Ontology annotation, molecular function: protein binding.